This is a messenger RNA of Desarmillaria tabescens, 1089 nucleotides long. RefSeq names its product homeobox KN domain-containing protein. Gene Ontology annotation, molecular function: RNA polymerase II cis-regulatory region sequence-specific DNA binding. Lineage: Eukaryota; Fungi; Basidiomycota; Agaricomycetes; Agaricales; Physalacriaceae. The transcript has a single exon. Gene Ontology annotation, biological process: regulation of transcription by RNA polymerase II. Bases 1 to 1089 code for a protein of 362 amino acids. The record is from RefSeq and is a predicted model, not a curated record.
AUGGCAGACCUCACCGACGAACAGAAGCCUACCCUCGAUGACGACCGCGUCCAGCUCCCUAGCAUCUUCACCGGAUUCAACGACGAUGCCCGUGAACUCCGUCGUUCGUCGCUCCCGACGCUCCACUCAGAGAGUAGGCGGCACGCGCCCUAUCCACGACCCUCGUACACGUCUAGUAACCUCGCCAGCUACACUUUCCCACCAACGAGUGAGGAGACUGCCACGACGUACGCUGCCGACAGUGGUUAUAAUGGCAACGGUCUCUCACCGUUCUCCCCGGAGAGCGAUUGGAACAACAACUCGCCUGGUAUCGUUCGUCCGUCGUCGACGCCUGGCACCGCGACCACGCCACAGCUCAAGUACGAUGACUCUAUGCGUCACCAGUCGUACCCAACGCCCAUGUUGCGUAUAUCAGGCCAGCAACGCUCGUAUCCCUCUCAUUCUCUCCCACCAACCCUCCCGACGUUGCCCCCCGCCGACUCACCGUACCCGUCUGUGGGUCCAGAUGGCGCUCCACCCGUUGAGCGUCCCCAACGAAAACGCGGCAAGCUGCCAAAGGAGACAACAGAUUUCCUCAAAGCUUGGCUCCAUCGUCACUCGGAUCAUCCGUAUCCGAGUGAAGAGGAGAAGAAGCAGCUGUGCCAUGCGACUGGCUUGUCAAUGAGCCAGGUAUCCAACUGGAUGAUCAAUGCCCGUCGUCGUAUACUGGCGCCGGCGCGGCCUUCAUCGGGUCCGACGACCACAGCCCCCUUCCCGCCUUCUAUGGGUCGUCGCGCUUCUCUACCCGCCACAGCUGAUUCUCUACAGCUAUACCAUCCGAUGUCGCUGCAGUCCGUUCCCUUUUACCGCCAACACCAUUCCCUAUCUCACCCUUCCCAACAUUCCCACUCGCAUUCACCCGGCCCUUUGCACCAUUCCCCUUCCCUCUCCCUUUCCGCCGCACAAAAUGGCAUGUAUUAUCCCGCCAACCCUCUCUCGGCCCCGGCUACCAUGUCCUCUUCAAAUCCUUUUACGGGGGGAGGCCAUCAUCAGGGCGUGUAUUCUAAUGCUGGCACAUAUAACAGGGACUAUUUCCCAGAUCCCCAAUGA